Molecule: messenger RNA, 10363 nt
Organism: Porites lobata
Lineage: Eukaryota; Metazoa; Cnidaria; Anthozoa; Scleractinia; Poritidae
Source: the annotation of a GenBank genome assembly
AUGGAAGGUUGGCUCGAUGUUUCGGGAUGGUUACUUUCCGUGUUAGCCGUUCUUGGGAAUGGUUUUAUAAUAGCCUUCAUCGCUGCAAUACCCCGCCUCCAUUUUCCACCCAACUGGUUUGUAUUUUCCCUGGCAGUUGCUGAUCUGGGCGUCGGAAUGGUUGCCUUCCCCGGCGGUUAUGUUUGCGUCAGCUAUAAAAGGAUCUGUAACCAGAGCAUAUACAUGGCAGCGUAUUGGUUUCUGGUUCACUCUUCAGUUGCAAAUCUCUGCAUCUUAACGUGGGAUCGUUACACAGCAAUUCUUCAUCCUCUUAGAUACAACACUUCCAUCAUCUUGAGACGCCCUGGAAGGAUCAUCUUGUUGGCAUGGCUGAUUCCAUUGUUGAUAUCGCUGUACCUUGUUUUGGGAAUGUUCGCUGCAAACUCAGACACUGUUUUAAAAGUGCUGCGUCUAACUGGUGUCUCAGGUUUUGACAUACUGUGCUCCACUCUGUUUGUCUAUGCUGUUGUCCGUAUUUUGGCCGUAAUUCGCGCGCAGUCACUUCAGAAUUCUGCUAUGGAGUCUCUCAGAAAGCAACUGCAAACUUCACUCAAGCGGGCUUCACUGAAGACAGCAGCUUCCAGACGUCCUGGUAGACGCAAACACAGCUCAGCACCAUUCAUAAUUGCUAUAGUGGUGUUUUUCUUGGCAUGUCAUCUAGUAAAAAACUAUCUGAUCCUGAAAAUCAUGUUUGUCUCAGACGUGUCUGAUAAUGCUGCACUGGUAGUUACCGUUCUCUUGGUAGCCAAUUCGGCGGCAAAUCCGUUGGUUUACGCGUUUUUGAAACGAGACAUAAAAAGAGAACUGAAGCGGCUUAUCUAUUGCACAAUGAGGAGAGGUAGUAUUAAAACAUAACUGUGAGCAACCGUGGUACCAGGUUAACUGUUAACCAUUUUUUGUCAGGCACAAAGUGCUGUUAAACGUCUCCACAAUUAAAACGGCUACCUCGGGGACAGAAGAAAGUCCAGCGAUUAUAGAGAGGUGUCCAUUGUAGAGAGGUUUAAGCAAAAUUCAGUGUAUGAAAUGUCUGCCCAAAAAAAUUGGCCGUUGCAGAGAGGUAUUUGUAGCCAUUUGAGAGAUGGCCACAUAUCACCAGCUUUUAUUUCUUUUCUACAAAGUCCUGAUCGCUACAUAGCAUUAUGGGAGCCCUCUCAAUCGCUUUUUUAAUUCUUUAAAUAAAAACUGAAAGUUCCAAAACCAUAAUCUUUUUCAAUGCAGUAUAGGAUCAUCUUUGCAGAGUGAUACGCCAUGAGAACAGAUCAAUAUAACACUUAGCGUUAGAAAACAGAAUAAAUUCUAGUAAUUUAGAGUGCGAAUUGUAGUUGCUAGUAAAAACACAGUUCUUUAAAAAGAAGGGCGAGCCUUUACAAAUAAGGGGAAAAGGCAUACUUACCAUUAGCAUCGCGUUUCACUUGACAAUGAAGCACUUAACCAUAUCUGGUCACAACUGACAAAAAAAAAACCUUUUUUCAAAAAUUUGCACUUUGGAGACCGUUUUCAAAAAGCUUUAUCAAUAAUUUACAUGACGUCUAUUAGUAAUAGUGAAUUGUUAACAUAUUGUGCAGUAUGUGCACUGAGGUAUUUAUUUCGAAUAAAGAAUCGAAGUGCACAAAUAAGAGCCUCAUGAGACAAAAUAAAGCAGAAAGUCAGUCACUGUCACUGAAAAUUGUUAAUCGAGAAAUGGGUUGGGAGUCUUCAAAUAAUGUAUAGAUUAUGUACUUUAAAGCUGGGCCAACCUUAUAUUGACUUAAUAAAUUAUUUACAGAGCUUUAGCCCGCUUUGCGUCAAAAAAAAAAAAAAAAUGAAAACUGGGACUUGUCGACGCCAUUUAAAUACCAGCUGGCCGGCCGCACUUCAGAAGAAAACAAACUAUCUUAGAAAUAAAAAGAUGCUUAUAACCAUUAACCCGAUUCACAGGUUUUUCUUUGCGAAUAAAAUCCCACGAGGAAUUAAAGGCAAUGGGUGUUUUUUUAUUUAUGUCGGAGAAACAGUGAUUGCAGUGUGUUUCAACUGUACUGGUUUUCAUGUGCUAGUUAGAAGCGAAAGGGAAAGGCGAUAUAAAUGACAGCCAGCGAAGACUGCGAAAAGCAGGGGUGGGGGUGGGGAGUGUCACUAAUUUAACAUGGACUUUAAUAUUCUAAAUGAUAACACAGGAAGAAGACUAUUGUUCAAGAACUAUUAAUAUAAAGAGCGUUUUUGUACGUCAGACAUAGUAAAUCGAAAAGAAAUUCAAUACUUUAAUGGCCACAAAAAGAAGGCUAGGGUUAGCUGUCUGCUUUCUUGCAGGUGGAAGAAGCUCUACUUACGGCUGGUGGGCCGCCAUCACAAAACCUUGUUUCAACUCCCAUACAAACUUGUUUCGAUAGGCGGCCGCGGACCAGCCCGUUCCAGGAUCCGAGAUAGUCGGUUCUGCGGAAUUGUAAAAGCGGAACACGAAAAUAAAACGAAAUUUUCGCGUUUUAAACAUGUCCCUCUGUAACAGACCCAGUAGAAUCACCGGGUCUCGGAGACUCUUCGUCACCGAGUUGUUUGGUUUUUACUGUUUUUUUUUUUCUUUUUUUUUUUUUUUGGUUGUGUAUCUUCCAUAAAACUAACUAAAAUGGGUGGCAGGUCUAACAUCUUCAAUGGUAUGAAAUCUUUGAAAACCUUUACAUAUUACUCUAGCGAGAAUCCAUGCCCCUCUGUAAGAGACCCAGUGGAAUCUAUAUCUCCACCGGGUGUCGGAGAAAACGUCACUGAGUUGUUUGGUUUUCACUGUAUUUUUGUUGUUUUUUUUUCUUUGCUUGUUUGUGCAUCUCCCAUAAAACUGGCUAAAACGAGAGGCAGGUCUAACAUCUUGAAUGGUAUGAAAUCUUGGAAAACCUUUUACUGAAAAACCUUUCAUUGCUCUAGCGAGAAGGAGUAAGAGGUUUACACUUUUUUAUGCGAGAUCGAUUACCUGUACCCUCCAAUUUCAUUUCUCAAUGGUAAUAAUCUAAUAAUGUUUUAUAUUUUUGGUUCCUUUGAAACAAAUAUGAAUAAAGACAUACAUUGGUUUUGUAGUCACAACUGAAAUUGACCUGGGUAGAAAAAAAUUUAGCCGGGUAGAAACAGACUAUUCGCGCCUGGUGAUAAUGGUUUUAUAGUUUUGCUUCCUUAAAAAAAAAUAUGAAUAAAGAAUUAUAUAUACUGGUUUUGUAGUCACAAUAGAAAUUGAUCUGGAAGGAAAAAAAAUUAGCCGGGUAGAAACAAAUUAUACUAUUCACGCCGGGUCCGGGAGGCUAAAUUAUCACUGGGUAGCCGACUGAUUAAACCACUUGGUAGGGUUUCACUGGCUCUGUUCCAGAGGGGUGUAAUGUGUUUUUAUACAAUAACCAUGAAAACAGCUUUGAAAAAAAAUAAUAAUUCGUCUUACCGUGAGAUACAAAGGAAAUCCAAAAAAAUGUUUGUCUUGUGACUCGUGUUUUAGUUUAAACCUUUUUAUAGCGUCCUUCGCGUGAUUUGGCUUAACAAAAGUUAGAAGAUGCAGGCAUAUGACAAGAAUAACAAUUCCCCCACUUCUGUGAACAAAAAAGAUGGCAAAAACGCUUGUUAUAAUUAAAUUCUAGGUACAAUACUAUAUAUAGAAGGGAUAUUAGCAUAGUCUAUUUAAUGUGCACCUCGCGUGAUUAUGGCCUGACACAACAUCAAAGACUAUAAAAGACAUAAAGACAUGGUGUUUAAUCAACAGUGUUAUUGUACUUACAAACCUUCUCGAGUGAAGCUUUACCUGAAAACACUCAGCAAAAUGUCUGCACCAGGAAAGGUAAAUAUCACAUAUAUCACAUAGUUGGAUCUAAACUGUGUUCGAAGAGCAUCAUUCAAUCUGAUUCAUUUUCCAUUACUAUUAUCUAUUUUUGACUAUAUUGUAUUUUUAUUCUUUUAUUACUUUGGAUUGUCAAUUCUGGGUAACCCAAAAAGAAGGAGCCUAUUGAUUUCUUAAACAAUUUUUUGUAUUUAUUCAAAAGGAUAUAGAAAAUCUACGUAACGAAGAUUUAUUAAUAAAAAAAAAGAAAAAUUAAAGACAAUUUUCUUUUGUUUUUCAGAAAAUUGCUCAAAGCGAAGAUCUUACUCGUCCGAUAAAUGCCGGUCUACGAAAAGAUGAUGACAACGAAGGUAAAGUCUCUUCUCUUGUGGGAUUUUUUUUUUUUGUGCAUAAACAAAACGCAGUGAGCUCUGACUGGCAUUACGGAAUGAAGUAAAACAAAUGAAGGUUUCCCUGAAUUGCAAUGCCAUUUUUUUUUUAAUCUUAGCCAUAAACCCAAGUGAAUUCCAGUUUUUGAAAAUGAGCGUGAUAUUUGCAGCCCUCUGAGUGAAAAAGUGCAAAAUGGCAGGGGUUUUUUUGCACUCGAUUAGCUUAAAAAUCACACAAACGAAAGAAAAGGAAAGGAAAAAUAGAAAGUGGUGAGGAGGAAGAAAGUGGGAAAAGAGAAUCAAUUAAUGAGUUGCUAUAUUUCAACUAAUAAAUAAUUAAUAAAAAUUCUGAUUACAAUAGAUUGGCCCGCAAAAUAACAAUUGCUAAUCUAGGAGGACCAGUUAAAAGAAAAGUAAAGGGAAAGGAAACGAAGAAAACUAUUUUAAGUUACAAUAAAUAAUAUUCCUAUCAUAGUUUUAUUUUAAUUACAUGAAAUCUACUAAGGAAAGACGAAAAAAGAAUUGACAGAGUGCGAAAAAAACAAAAUAAUACUUUUGUACAGAAAAUCUCUUUUAAUAACUGUUAAUCUAUCUUAGUUUUUAAAUUGGCUUCUUUUGUUUCCACAAAAAAACUGCCUGACAGAAGAGCUCUAUUUGGGGGUAGUGCUUUCAAGAAUCCUGCUAGAUAUAGAAAUGUCAAAACUCUUAUGUCGUUUUAUCACAAUAAACUAUCAUUUUACAUUCUAGGCCAGCUUCUGUGUAAGGAUUUCAAGAUCCAGGUGCUUCCUGCAGCCUUCUAUCUGAAUGAAAAUGUUAAUUUCAAACAGUCUUGUUCAGGAAAAAUGAGCACACAAGGUUGUUGUUGCUGAGGAGUACUAGUGCAUCAUCCAGCACCGUUGCAGUAUUGAUGUUAAGCAGUAAUUAACUACGGCUUAAUUUUUGCUGUUUUCUCAUGUAAACUGUGAGCAUCUAUGGUUUAAGGCUUUUGCAUUGAAAAUUAAACGAAAAUAUUUAUCUUUUAGGUCAAAGUUCAGAUGUAUGUAAUUAAUUAAUUAAGGACUCUUAAAUAGUGAUGAAAUUUUUAGAUCUAACCUCAAAAAACAAAUAAAAACUCUUCAGAUCACCACAAGCUGCUUUUGAUUUCUUCAUGUAUAUAAUACUUGGAUGAUUUUAUCCAAUUUUGGAAGAGUGAUUGGUUGGGAAAUUCUAACGUCCUCCGAAUGAAGCGUUUUCUAUUCACGAGGAAAAGAACAAUAGGAAUGAAAUUAGCCUCAUUAGCCCAUUUCUUUUCUGGAGAAAAUAAAGCAUAUCAUGUAAGUUUUCAGCCAAAAAUACUGGUGUGGCAUCCUUGAAAAGUGAGCCUAAGUGUACUUUAAUAGCUUUGAAAGUUUGCUCUGUGAAUGUUUCAACAGCUCAAUUUCUACACAGAACUGAGAUUAGUCUGCUAACAAUUUAAGCAAAAAAAAAAGUGACAGAAAUCGUCAAACAUUAAUACUGAAUUCCAGUGAAACCAAAGUAAAGGGAUGUUUACCGAAACACGGACUCAGGGUCUAGGACGGGAGACAUGCGAGGACGAAAAAAACAUAGCAGCAUGGGUGAGGGGCUUUGUGCUCCCGACCCCCGUUAAAAUUUCUAUUUUCUUUUUGCCCCAGAGCCCUCACACGUCUUUUGAGUUUCUCCCGCUUAUGUAGAAGGAAGCGGAAACCUCUAGGCCGGGGCCUGGGCCGAGAUCUGUUCUCUUUGUUAUACUUGUCUGAAGGUUGACACCAUAGUUAUUUUGGGUACAUUUUUUUUAUAAUCGAUUUAUAACCUUAAAUUCUGGAUUUAAACUGUAUGUCCUUUACUGGCAAACAGGUUUAAGGAGAGAGUCUGAUAUAAUUAGAAGCAUUGUUUUUUGUUUUAUUCCACCCUUUUUCUUAAAUAUCUAGCCAAAACUUCAUUCAAUCAAAAAAUGACUCCUUGAUUCAAUAUUUUUUUUGAGAAUUUUUAGAUGAUUUUUAAUGUACAUAGAGUAGCGGGGAAUGUUUAAGGUAAUUCCCUUGAAAUUGUUCUACUAUCAAAAUUUUUUUGAAACUUGGCAUAAUCAACAUUCAUGAUAUGAACAUUAAAAAAAUGCAAUAAAAAGAUGGGGUCACUGUGCUUGUUUACGCGUCAGCAGGCUCUUAAACUGGGGUAUUUUACUGGUUGCGCGUUUAAAAUUCGAAUCCACUUCUCACAGAAUGAAGUCGUUGUUACUUGGAACACACAAAAUUUUAUCCUGAACAUAAUGCUUCUUUUAUUCAAAUAAGCAGUAUUGCUUCAUUUAAUUCGUUUUCGAUUGCCUGGUUGUGGGGAUAUUGCGCUUUUUCGGACAGUUCCCUGGUUAGCUAGAAGUCCUCGCCUUGACCCAAAUACACCAAAUACGAAACUACUUUCCCCCCCAAAAAUCAUGUUCUACCAUAAAACUUUUUUUCUUAUUCAAAUAUGUUGUUUAUUAGACUAUUCUUAGAGAAUACCUGGGGAAAAAAUCGGGGGUCACCGUGCUUGUUUCCUCACAAACUGCUGUGAAAGGUGGACAUGGUUUUGAGAUCGCAGUCAGGAUGGAUAAUUUGAGCGGUGGGGACUGGGGCGAGAAACAAAAUAACGCCCAUCGUGUUCGAAGUACGCACUCGAGAUCAAGCUUGUUUUCGGUUGUUUUUAUGUGUUUGAUAUCGCCAACACAGAAAUUCAAACUUGAAAAGAUUACAUUAAAUACCGAGGAAUGAGGUAAGUCAAGAUUUGAUGAGAUUUUGGAGUUAUGAAUCUUUAUUUUGGACCAUUUUGUUGCGCCGGCGUUCUGUUUAAUUCCAGUUAGCUACGGUUCGAUUUUUUUUGCUUUUGCACAAUUAUGCUUGACAAAGAAACUUGAAGAAAAGACUAUUGAUUCCUAUUCUUCAUAUGUUCGCUUGUUUGGUUUCUAUACACAGCAAAAUGUGAAUUCAGCAGCAGACCUCGUGUUUACUGGUCUCCCUCGCGUGGUUCUGGUGCUACGAUGUGUCUUAAUUGUUCCAGAAAUAUUCGUCUCUCCACUCUCGGAGUUUGAACAACAUAUGUACAGUAGCGAUUCCAGGCCAGAUACUGGCCCGUUAAUGCAGUUGGAGAGCCUUAGAGCUGUCCCACAGGCUUCACAGCCCCCAUAAUCCAAAGCUUCAGCCAGUAAAUUUUAAUAAUUCCACAACUCGACGGCCGCGAAGUGAAAAAUCACUGCAGACUUCGGGAUCACGCACAUUUCUUUCAUUUUCUUGUCUUUCGAUAGCAAACCAAGAAGCUGUCGGCCGAUCUGCGGCAUUAUUAUUGUGAAUAAAAGCUUUAGCUCUGCAAAAGCCGCCCUUGUUUGUUCAUUUCGCGCUAGUGAGAAGAACCGCCGCCAUCUUGGAUGUGGCAAUGCUAUGCGCAGUAGAGGGUGCGCAGUGCAAAUCUGGAAUUACCUUAAAACUUUGGAAAAUAUUGGGUUUCGGGGUUGUUAAAAAUUAAAAUAUGAAGUGAAUAAUUAGUAGACAAUUACCAGAUAGUCCACCACCGUAACAACAAGGUCCCUCAUUCUCGAACUAACUUUCGAAAAUUCUCAAUUCGGUUUCAUGGUCGACCUAAGUUUUCUACUCGUUAAGUCGUGAAAUUCAAAGCAGUGAAAGUGUAAGUUUGUUUGACUUUAAAAAUUCCUUCCAUAGCUUUCUUUCUUUAAGUCAGAUAUACUCUUUGUUGAGACACGUACCUUUUCUUUUUUCCUUUCUUUUCUUUUCUUUACUUUUAAAAUUUACCCACUUUUCAUUGAUUUCAGUACUUUUAACUCACAUGUAACUAUAGUUCUAGGACGCCUAUAGUGUAUAAGCCCUCGGCUUCUGUAUAGGCUUCCUUGUCAUUACCCUUUUAAACAUUUAAUUUUGUAAAUAAUAUAGUUAGAAUAGUGUAUAUUAUCUUUAAUGUAUUAUUUAUAAAUUUCUUGUAUAUUUUUGUUGUAUUCAUAUGUAGCGAAUGGCAAAAUAAAAGGAGUUUUUCUUUCUUAGUGAAUUUUUUCCCGCGCUCUACUUUCUGAUAAACGCUCGGAACAGGCUAGUAAACUAACGCAUUCGCCGCCGCAUUGGCGACCAAGAGAACAAUAACUACCAGUGCAACAUUGUCAGACACAUCUAAAAAAAAGAUGAUUCUCAGGAUUAGAGAUUGUGCAGGCGCAGAUCUAAAAUAAAUACUGACCGAUUUCCUAAACGAGCGCCACAGGCACAAGCUUCUAGCGGGGUCCGGGAGAAGGCUCCCCCAGGAAAAAAAUUGGAUUUUUACUACUUAAAGUCCCCUCUCCUGGGUUUCCAAGUCAUUCAGACAGAAUGUUGGCCAAAUGGUAACUUGGAAAGUGUUUUUGUUAUUAAAAACAUACAAGAGAAAUUGAGCUCUCUUCAAACAUAUUAAUUAUGAAAAUAUGACCGAUUUCCGUAAAACGCGCCUGUUGUGUGAGGGCUCUGGAGAUUGUGGUGGUGUGUGAGUGGUUUCGUAAAAACAAAAAAACAAAAUGAUCUUGAACCCUGAAAAAUGCAAGGCGCUAAAGUUCUCUCGCGAAAAUCCAAUGUCAAGCUACCACUAUUUGCUGAAGGUGUUGCAUUACCACUACUUGAUAACAAUAGAUCUAUUAGGGCUAACAUUGGACAAUUCCCUAAAUUUUGGAAAACACAUUGCGAAAAUUAAAAAGAAAGUUGGAAAGCAACAAGAUGUUCUUUGUAGACUAAAGAAUAUAUCAUCGUUUCGGACCAAACUCUGCCUUUAUAAUUCGUUCAUAAUGUCUCAUUUUCAUGACUUUUCCUUCAUAUGGCAUCACUGUUUAAAGUCUGAUAGUAAAAAACUGGGUAGGUUGCAUGAACGAGCACUUCGUUACUGGUACAGUGACGAGUCUUUAGAAACUAGCACUAUUUUUGAUCGUAUUGGUUACAGCCUUGUGGAUCGACGUAUCCAGAACUUGUUAAUUAUUGUAUUUAAGACAAUUAACAAUUAUCCACCUGAAUAUCUGAGAGGCCCAUUUAGGUUAAGAGACAACAUCAAAAACCUGAGAGGGAUUAACAAGCUCCAAGUACCGAAACCUUAUACGACUCGUCAUGACAAGAACUCAGUAAAGUACUUGGCGGCUAUUACUUAGAACAAGAUUUCUGAUACCUUAAGAUCCCUAAGUAUAUUGUCAGCUUUUAAAAAAGCAGUCCGACAGCCAAGGUUUUAGCUAAUUCUAUAUAAUAUCUAUCUUAUAAUAUCUAAGUAAUUGUCAAGGGGUUUUUAUUGUAAAUAGCUAUGUGACGUAAAUUUACGCUUUAUACUGUAAAUACGUUUUUGGAUUUCCCUUUCUUUCUCUUUUAUUUUAUUUAUUUGUUUUGUUUUCUUUGUUUUUUUUUCCUCGGCUCAUUAGCAUAUUUUUUGCUAGAGGUCUAACCAACCUCAUCAAACCCGCGAUUAAAUAAAGCUUCAUUCAUUUCUUCAUUUAUUACAACAUUGCAUGCCAAGAAAAACACCACUACAGCAAUUAUGAAGCGUGCUAAGCUAAGCUAAGCGCGCCAGUUUAAAGUUCCUUCCUGAGAGACUCCAUUGUAGAAUUCUGGAGUGAUUGCUUGCGAACUACGGCCAGAAUACGGACAACAGCAUAGACAAGCAGACCUGAAAACAAUUUUUCAAAACCUAAGACACCAUGCAGUUAGACGCAGUACUUUAUUGGUUUCUGGUUCACUCUUCAGUUGCAAAUCUCAUCACGUGGGAUCGUUACGCAGCAAUUCUUCAUCCUCUUAGAUACAACACAUCCAUCACCUUGAGACACCCUGGAAGGAUCAUCUUGUUGGCAUGGCUGAUUCCAUUGUUGAUAUCGCUGUACCUUGUUUUGGGAAUGUUCGCUGCAACCUCAGACACUGGUUUAAAAGUGCUGCGUCUAACAGGUGUCUCAGGUUUUGACAUACUGUGCUCCACUCUGUCUGUCUAUGCUGUUGUCCGUAUUUUGGCCGUAAUUCGCGCGCAGUCACUCCAGAAUUAUGCUAUGGAGUCUCUCAGAAAGCAACUGCAAAAUUCACCCAAGCAGGCUUUACUGAAGACAGCAGCUUCCAGACGUCCUGGUAGACGCAAACACAGCUCAGCACCAUUCAUAAUUGCUUUAGUGGUGUUUUUCUUGGCAUGUAGUGUAGUCAAAACUAUCUAA